AUGAGGAGCUGGCAAGCCCAGUGGUGGGACUUGCCAGUGGUCAUUUGGUUCUUCCUGCAACCACACCAAUACUACAGGAUACGCAAGUUCAGUUCCUGUGCCCCGUCACAGGCGGCCGGUGGCAAUGCCCGGGGCCAAGGCCAGGGCGAGUCCAGGCCGAGGGGUGCCCGAGAGGCCGCCCAAGCGCAGUUCGAGGCAUUGGCGCAGGCCAUCAAUGAGAAGGACGAGGCGGCAGCAGCGUUGAUCGGCGAGCAGUCGAGGUUGUCGGCCAAUAUGUGGGUACGGCGGACGGGAUGGCCGCGGCAUUUGCAAGGGUUCGAUUGCGAGUGGUUGGCAGCGACGACACGGCGGCCGGACGCCGAGAAGGGGGCGACGAGCGGCGGUAACAGGGCCAACGGAGACAAGCACGGGCACAGGGAUGGGGACCAGGACCGGGAGCAGGACCGAGACCGAGACCGAGACGACGCCGAAGAGGAGGCGAGUCGUGGAGGGAGCGAGGCCGCGUUGGCCAUCGUGUUAUUGGCCAUGGAGCGGGUGGUUUGGCGGGCGCAGAAGGCAUCGCAGGCCAGCGUGGUCGGAUCGGCGGCGGUCAAUUCCAUCGAACGGCGCGAGGCCGGCGGCAAUUCGUACGAGAAGCCGUUCAACGCGGGCCAAAAGGGCGCGACGAUGGUCAAGUACAGUGCGGCGGAGGGGGAGGAGGAGGAGGAGCAGGAGGAGCGGGGCGACGGCGACCAGCGGGCGAACGGCCAGGUAGAGGGUGGCGAGCCGGAGAGGAUCCGCGAUCGACGGCCGGCAUACAAUUUCACCGCCGAGCAAGCCGAGAUGUUCGAUCGGGUUCGUAUAGCCGUAUACGCGGCGAUCGCAGGCGGAGACGGGAGCGAUACCAACCACGAUGACGAAGACGACACGAGCGAGUUGGAGGGCCACCGGGUUGGCCGUGUUGGGCAUCCAGCCGGGCGCGGGUGGCGGAGCGCGUUGGUAUAUACGCCCGUGUUGUCGGCGAUCGUGACGGUGGCGCGCAUGUUGGUGUUGCACAAGGCCAAGCGCGCGCGACACGAGGAGAUCCGGCGCCGACGGCGGUUCGCCGGCGAGAGCAAGGCGAAGGCGCGGGAGCGGGCGCGUAGCCAUUUCGACCGGGUUAGGGAGAUGGUGCAGAGGUUCAUGACGAUCUUCAGCAUCGUGUCGUUGCAGGCCAUGAUCCACGGGUUGUUGCACGCGGCGCGGGCGCAGUUGCGGCGGGCCGUGUUGUUGUUAGACGUGGACGAAGACGGCGAGCCGGUAACGACAGCCAGGCAAGGAGCAGGUGAACCGGCAGGGGCGAUGGCGUGGCCGGCGAUCCAGUGGGACAAGUUGGUCGAUAACGCGGCCGAGACGAAGGCCGGGUGGAGUUUCGCCGAGGACCCGCGGAACCGGGAGGCAUUCGGGGGCGUCGAUGGGAAGCGGUGGUUGGCCGACCGGGUUGUAGGCGAGGCGCGGUUGUUCCGCCAGUUUUUUGAGACCGAGGCGGCGACGAUAGGCGGGCGAGAGGACGGCAGUGGCAUCCGGUGGCGGAUGGAGCGCGUGCGCGAGUAUGCCGAGGCGAUGGAGGCGUUCCGGGCGCAGUUGUUGGUGUUGAUGCACAUGACCGGCGGGCAGCCGGCGCGCGGGACCGAGUUGGUGACGGUGAAGUACAAGUUUAUACCAUUUUCUUGACUCCAUUUCCCAACCGUGGUGUAAGUUUAACAUUGUCUUAUAACCAUUUCCCACCAACGCGUCGCGAACAUCUCAACCAAACGCAUUUGCGCUUUUGCGGUCCUGUCCAGCGGUGGCUGAGUCGCAUAGGCAUGUGAGGGAUAGGGGCAAAUCCAUUUUCCC
This is a messenger RNA of Parathielavia appendiculata, 1854 nucleotides long. RefSeq lists its product as uncharacterized. The record is from RefSeq and is a predicted model, not a curated record. The coding region runs from base 1 to 1692 and encodes 563 amino acids. The transcript is spliced from 5 exons. NCBI's taxonomy places the organism in Eukaryota, Fungi, Ascomycota, Sordariomycetes, Sordariales, Chaetomiaceae.